Molecule: messenger RNA, 1201 nt
Organism: Myzus persicae (green peach aphid)
Lineage: Eukaryota; Metazoa; Arthropoda; Insecta; Hemiptera; Aphididae
Exons: 6
Coding region: 13-1134 (373 amino acids)
Source: RefSeq, a predicted model, not a curated record
UUAAGCAAUUCUAUGAGAAAUAUUUUAUCUACUGUAUUAAUAAAAAAUGAACUCAAAAAUGAUCCAGAAUUGAAAAUUAGUAAAAUGAGAUUUGAAACAUUAUCUCAAGGCAUCGAACAACUAUUUAGCAGUGAAAUUAAAUCAACAUAUUUUAUUGGUUAUACUCGAGAAGGGUCCAAAACGAAUAAAGGCAAAUUAUAUGAUAAAUAUUGUAACAUACGAAAAGAAAUGAAAAAAAUUUCACCAAUAACAGUUACUUCAACUAACCACCAACAUGAUUUUUCUCCAAAUGUGAUGUCUGAUGGUAUAGAGUUUAAUGAAGAAAUUUGUUGGCUGAAAAAUAAUACAGAGCCUAAUGAAACAGUUUAUUCUUAUUGGAAACUAACAGCACCUUAUAGGCUUGGCUCGAGUUUUGAAAAUGCACUUAGUAUGUUUCCAGCACUAACACUAAGUUCCUUGGGUCCUUCUCUCAUAGAAUCAGAUUUUAAUUAUUUAUAUCCAUCAAAAACUAUGGCAUUGCUCUCUAAAUUCGAACUAUUUAUUCAAAGUUUUAGAAAAUAUAUAGAUGAUAAUAAUAUAAAUUUUGGAACUAAAGGUCUAGAAUAUAUUGCUGAGUUAAAUAACCCAAAAAGGCCUGGUAAUGAAGUCUAUGCUGCUUUAUGGUUGUUGCCACUGAUUUUUCAACCACUUUGUGUAAAACUUACUAAGACAAAUAAUAAAAAGUCUUCUUGGCGUCCCUCUAAGGUGGAACAAGCUUGUUCUUUUAUACGUUUCAUUAAUAACAUAAAUGAUGUGAAAAAUACUCAUGAAUCGAUCGUCAAGAAGGCAAUUACAUUCGGACUCACUGUACAACCAUACAUUUUAAUUGUGGGUUCUAUUUUUGAAGAAAUUAAUUCCGAAGAAAGAAUCCAAAGUUUUCUGGUUAUCAACAGCACCAAUUACAAAUUGGAAACGCCACUCAAAGCAGUUGAUACCUGUUUUAAAUCGUUCUUUACAUUGAACUAUAAAUACCCAGUCGAAGGAGAACAAGUAUGGGGCUUUAUUCAAAAAUAUUUUUUUGAAAUAAACACAGACACUGAUAAAUGUUUUCCACAAAUGGAUACAAUUAUCAAUGAUCUACGUAAUUGUAAUUAAGCAUACUAUAAUAUUAUACUAUACUAUUAUAUUUUCAAGUCAAAGUCGUUGAAUAAUUUAUAACAGA